AUGGCGGAGGCGGCCGCGGCCGGGACUGUGGCCGGGACCGGGACUGUGGCCGGGACCGGGACUGUGGCCGGGACUGUGGCCGGGACCGGGACUGUGGCCGGGACCGGGACUGUGGCCGGGACCCGGACUGUGACCGGCAUUGUGGCCGGGAUCGUGGCCGGGAUCGGAGCUGUGACCGGGACCGGGGCUGUAGCCGGGACCAGGACCGGGACCGGGACCGGGACUGUGGCCGGGGCUGUAGCCGGGACCGGGGCAGAGGCAGGGACCGGGGCAGGGGCAGAUGCAGAGGCUGCAGCCGGGACCGGGACCGGGACCGGAGCCGGGGCGGAGAAGGCGGAGCCCAGCGGCGCAUCCCCAGGCGCCGAAGUGAAAGCCCAGCCGGCCCCGGAGAAGACCCUCGCGGCGGCGCGGCCGCGGCGGGACUCGCGCUCGGUGCUCAGGGUGUCCCAGCUGCUGCUCGGGGCCAUCGCCUCGCACAAGCGGCUCACGGUGGCGGCGCUGCGGCGGGAGCUGGGCCACGCGGGCUACCAGGUGCGCAGGCGGUGCCGGCGCCGCGGCGGCGGGGCGCGCGCGGCCGGCUUCCCGGGCACCCUCAUCAGGGUCAGCGGCAGCCACACCUCCGGCUACCUGCGCGUCUGGAAGCCCCCGAAGCCCAAGAGGAAGCCGGGGCGCCCGAAGUCGGAAGAGAGCGCCCGGCCCUGCAGGACGCCCUCGGGGCUGCGCAGCCCGCGGAGGCGCCGCCGCGUGCGCUGUCGGAAGGCGGCGCGGCGGGCCCGGGAGGUCUGGAGGCGGGACGCGCGGGUCAGCAGCGCCCUGAGGAGGCUGCGGCCCAGAGUCCGGGGCCAGGUGCGUCCCAGGGCCAAGGACACGACGGCCAAGGACAUCAGGGCCAAGGACGCAAAGGCCAAGGACGCCAGAGCCAAGGACGCCAGGGCCAAGGUGAUGGACAGGGGCAGAGGGAGGGCCGUGAAAGAAGACAGGUCCCGGUCCCGAGGGAAGAGACCACGGGAAGAGAAGAAGCUGGACCCCGAGAAGCCGGCAAAGCGGCCCCGCCAGAGGUCAGCUUCCCUGAGGACCGGCCCUCGGGCCGCCCGCACCCGCUGCUGCACCUGA
Messenger RNA from Pipistrellus nathusii (Nathusius's pipistrelle), 1113 nucleotides. NCBI's taxonomy places the organism in Eukaryota, Metazoa, Chordata, Mammalia, Chiroptera, Vespertilionidae. The record is from the annotation of a GenBank genome assembly.